Messenger RNA from Poecilia reticulata (guppy), 3060 nucleotides. The record is from RefSeq and is a predicted model, not a curated record. NCBI's taxonomy places the organism in Eukaryota, Metazoa, Chordata, Actinopteri, Cyprinodontiformes, Poeciliidae.
AUGGAGGAAAUGGUGGUGGAAUUAAACUCUGGGGAACCGUCUGCGCCCGGAUCAGAUCAGGGGGUCGCCAAAGCCUGGGAAUCGGUCACAGCAGCUUUGUGGUUUCAGCUCUGUGGCCUCUGGUCUCGUUCAGGUGGGUUGGAGCAGCUGGGGGCGUGGCAGGCGGAGGGCCGCUGCGGCCUGUCGGGGCCGGGCCCCAGGGCCCUCCAGGACCGGGCCUUCACCACCAUCCGGGCCCUGCUGCUCUUCUCGCCGCCCGCCGUCCUGCAGCAGCGGGUGCUGGAGUUUUACAGCCGGACCUUCUCCGUCUACAUGAGCUGGGAAGGCGGGGAGGACGGCGCCGAGGCCCCCGACGGGGGGGCGUGUCCGGGCUGCGGGGCCCCGGCGCCGCUCUGCUGGUGUCUGGAGGCCCUGCAGCGGCUGCAGCAGCUCAGCCUCGUCCUGUCCCGGCUGCAGCUGCUGGAGUGGGUCAGCGCCGAGGCCGUCACGGCCAUCCUGCACCGCCUCAUCGAGCAGCGCAUGGAGCAGCACUGCCGCGGCGAGUACGAGCGCUCCUUCCUGCUGGACUUCCAGGAGUGGCUGGAGCUGGUUCUGGGUUGGCUGGGGAAGGUGUUCGCCACCAAGGGGGGCGGAGCCGCGGCGGCCGCCAUGGAUCCCAGCGCUCCCAGUACUCCCAGCGCCUGCGGCGGCCCGGUUCUGAAGCAGUGGCGGUGCCACAUGCACCAGUUCUUCUGCAGGAUCUAUGUCAACAUGAGGAUCGAGGAACUGUUCAGCAUCAUCAGAGAUUUCCCAGAAUCCAAACCUGCCAUUGAGGAUCUGAACUUUUGUCUGGAGCGAACCAACCAGCGCCAGCAGCUCCUCACUUCGCUCAAAUCGGCCUUCGAGAGCCGUCUGCUGCACCCAGGCGUUCACACGUCCGACAUCCUCACCGUUUACAUCUCGGCCAUCAAAGCUCUGCGGGAACUGGACCCGUCCAUGGUGAUCCUGCAGGUGGCGUGCCAGCCGAUCCGGAAGUACCUGCGAACUCGUGAGGACACGGUGCGGCAGAUCGUGGCCGGGCUGACGGGCGACGCCGAGGCCUGCUCCGACCUGGCCUCCGAGCUCUCCAGGGGCGACCCCGUGACCCUGGAGAUGCAGGACAGCGACGACGAGGCCAACGACCCCGAGGACUGGGCUCCGGAUCCCACCGACGCCGUUCCCGACAAACUGGGCUCCAAGCGGCGCUCGUCCGACAUCAUCAGCCUGCUGGUCAGCAUCUACGGCAGCAAGGAAAUCUUCAUCGACGAGUACAGAACCGUUCUGGCCGACCGACUGCUGCACCAGCUCAACUACAACACGGCCAGGGAGAUUCGUAACGUGGAGCUGCUGAAGCUGCGCUUCGGAGAGUCUCACAUGCAUUACUGCGAAGUCAUGCUGAAGGACAUGGCCGACUCUCGCAGGAUCAACAGCCACAUCCGCGAGGAAGAGUCGAAGCUGAGCGAGGAAGAGCAGCCGCCGCUGGCGCUGUCCGCCAUCGUCCUGUCGUCGGAGUUCUGGCCCACGCUGAAGGAGGAGAAGCUGGAGCUGCCGGCCGCCGUGUGCCACGCCAUGGAGGCGUACACAAGGCGCUACGAGAAGCUCAAGGCCAUGCGGACGCUGAGCUGGAAGCCUCACCUGGGCUCCGUCACUCUGGACCUGGAGCUGGAGGACCGGACCCUCACCAACCUCACCGUGUCGCCGAUCCACGCCGCCAUCAUCCUGCACUUCCAGGAGAAAAGCUCGUGGACCCUGGAGGAGCUGAGCGUGAAGCUGGGCGCCCCCAAGGAGCUGCUGCACAGGAAGCUGGGGCUGUGGCAGCAGCAGGGCGUCCUGCGGGAGGAGGCGGCCGGCCGCUACGCCGUCAUGGAGACGGGCGCCACGCGCGACAGGCUGGACCGCGGCAUGAUGCUGAUCGACAGCGACGAGGAGCGCGACUCCAACACCACCACCCAGUCUGAGCAGAGGGAGGAGAAGCUGCAGCUGUUCUGGGCCUACAUCCAGGCCAUGCUCACCAACCUGGACAGCAUGACGCUGGAGCGCAUCCACACCAUGCUGCGCAUGUUCGUCGCCACGGGACCCGUCGUCACGGAGAUGGACGUCAACGAGCUGGAGGCCUUCCUGCAGAGGAAAGUCAGGGAGCAUCAGCUGAUCGUUUCCACCGGCAUCUACAGACUGCCCAAGACCAGCUGAGGAGGACGGGGCGUUCAGGGGAAACGGGAAGAUACAGGACUGGAGGACGGGGCGUUCAGGGGAAACGGGAAGAUACAGGACCGAGGAGGACGGGGCGUUCAGGGGAAACUGGAACAUACAGGACUGAGGAGAAACACCUGACUGCUACAGAUAAAAACCACUGAAUGAAAAGUUUUCAGUGUUUUGCUUCAGGAAAUUAAAACUUUUGAGAUGAAGAUGAAGAUGAUGAUAUUUUUUUCUAAGUUUUCAUUGAAGUUUCAAAACGUUAUGAAGAUCUUUGACUUUAUUUCUGAUGACAGAAUAUCUGAUAUAAAAAAGUUGAUUUAAAAUCUGUAACUCACCAGGAGAUAAAAUUAAAACUCCAGAUUUUACUAAAUCGGUUUUAUUUACUUAUAUCUGCAAUUUAAUUUGCACUAAUUGAUCAAUAAAUCUUAUUUAAAAUAAGAUUUUAAAUAAGAUUUAAAUGAGAUUUAAAUAAUCUUAUUUAAAUCUCAUUGUAUAUUCAAAAUAUACAAUGAGAUCUGAAGUUUAGGUUAUAAUUUAAUACAUUUUCACUACAGAUUUGUUGAUCUGAAGCUUCCAUGCAUCUUGUUCUGUCAUUUAGUUUUAAUCCCACCGGCAACAAUUGACGGACAUUUUUCUAACUUCUGGAACCUCUAAAAUAAUUUAGACUUUUAGCAACUAAUUUGUUUUUAAAUCAAAUAACAGAGUGUCCACUCUAACCAGUAUCACUUAGUGUGAAAGGUCACAUGACCUCCUCACUUCCUGCCUGGAGGUAAACGUCAGUCACAAACCUGAACAAGUCAGUGAAAUAUUUAAAUGAGCAAAUAGAAAUAAAAUAUUUUGUACAUA